AUAUAUACAUAUAUUACUGUGUGUGUAUUGGGAACGACACUUUUAGUAGCUGACACGUUACUACCUCAGCUAUCAACGAAACGUAUCCAACGAGUGCUCGAACUAAAAUGAAGCAUAUGAAGCUAUGGGGAUAGAAUAAGGUAACUGCGCGUGCGCAAACAUUUCUGAAGCCCUGUAGAAACUUUUCCGAGGGAAAUGAGUAUACAUUGAAUUUUCUUCAGCGUCAAAUCGAUCGCUUAAUAAUCUACCUCUUCCCGAGCAAUUGUACCAAAUUACACGCAGUAUAUUUGAAAAUUCAUAUUGCUAUUUCACACCCAUUAUUAGCUAUACGUUUAUAAUAAAUUAGAGAGAAUUGAUGUUAAAAUUUGAAAAAAGAGAGAAACUUUACCAAACGAAAAAAAGCAUAUAUAAAAUUUUCUUGGCAUUGUAUAGUCGUGAGCUAAAAGGUUGCAACACAUUUUCUUCGAUUGUUUUUGAAAUGUAGACUUGCUCAUCAAACGGCGAACGUCAUUGGUCCUUACCAGUGGAUCCAAUCAAUUAAGCAUCGAACCAUCUACCAUCAAAGAAAAUGUGUUGCAACCUUUUAGCUCACGACUAUACAGUCAGACAUAUCUUGAUACUUAACUUGUAAACAUGAAUACUUCAGAAAUUCAACAUUUUAGUCUAAACCGAAUUCUUUUGCUUAGUGUGGGUUUAUGGCCCUACAAUCAAUCAAAACUCGUUUCGUUGCAACAGAUAUUACUUUUUGGAAUUCAGAUAAGUUUUGUUAUAUAUCAGGUUAUUAUAUGUUUCAUCACAGAAUUCACAACCAGUUUGGCAAUCACAAUAUGCUCCAUCAUAUUAUUUUAUACUAUAUUUCUAAUUAAAUACAAUUCUUUUUUGAUUAAUGGUCAAGCCGUAAAAUAUUUACUGGAGCAGUUUAUUCAUGUUUGUAACGAGCUAAAAGACGAAAAUGAAAUCGAUGUUAUGAAAAGAUAUGCGAGCACCACAAAACGUUAUACGACUAGACUUAUACUGGUGUUCGUCUCUCUUCCUAUUGGUAUGCUGAUGACAAUGUGGCCAUAUAUUCUCAAUAUUGUUGCACCCAGAAAUGAGUCUCGAUCGAAUUUCUGGAUAUCGUUUUUGACUGAACACUUUGCCAAUAAGAACAAAUAUCGUUAUUUAAUGUUAUUAUACGCAAAUGCAACGUUUUGCAUAGGAUCAAUUACAGUGCUAGCAACAGGAACGAUGCUUAUCGGUUAUAUUAAAUAUGCUUGCGGGAUGUUUAGAAUCGCCAGCUACCGGAUCAAACAAGCAUUAACAAUUAAUAAGACACACAAAAGUUUCAAAAACGAAAUUAUGAUUCAUAAAGAGAUUAUUUGCGCUAUGGACGUACAUCGCCAAGCUAUGAAGAUGUGCAAAUAUUUCACGUACAAUUUUAAUGGGACGUUCUUCAUGUUAGUAAUAGUCGGUGUGAUUAUAUUAAGCCUCAAUCUUUAUCGAAUUUUUCAAUGUGUAUCGGAUAAAAGUGACAAACAAGAACUGAUACUUCAUGUCGAAAUUGUAAUUAUCAGCCUUGUAUACAUGUUCAUAGCGAACUACAUUGCACAAGAAAUUACGGAUCAUAAUAAUCACGUAUUUAUCACUGUAUAUAAUGGUCACUGGUAUGUAGCACCGUUGCAUAUACAGAAGAUUAUAUUAUUUUUGUUACAAGUGGGCAACAAAACUUUCGGUCUGAGUUGUGGCGGAUUGUUUACAGGAUCUCUGUAUACCUUCGCAACACUAGUGAACACAUCAAUGUCUUACUUCACCGUUCUAUAUUCAACACAGAAGCUUUGACAUGUAAAUAUAUUAUCUAAUACUAUAUUAGAGAAUUAAGUGAAUUACACAGAGGUCUCGGCCUCAUUACGCGGACGUGUUAUACAAUGAAAGAGAUCUAUUUAACUGUUUGAUUAAAUAAAGAAAAUGUAAAACGUUU
Molecule: messenger RNA, 1957 nt
Organism: Solenopsis invicta (red fire ant)
Lineage: Eukaryota; Metazoa; Arthropoda; Insecta; Hymenoptera; Formicidae
Exons: 10
Coding region: 634-1818 (394 amino acids)
Biological process (GO): detection of chemical stimulus involved in sensory perception of smell; sensory perception of smell
Cellular component (GO): plasma membrane
Molecular function (GO): olfactory receptor activity; odorant binding
Source: RefSeq, a predicted model, not a curated record